Messenger RNA from Rhincodon typus (whale shark), 2562 nucleotides. It is a transcript of the gene ndufaf6, whose product is annotated as NADH:ubiquinone oxidoreductase complex assembly factor 6. Gene Ontology annotation, cellular component: mitochondrion. The transcript has 8 exons. Gene Ontology annotation, biological process: mitochondrial respiratory chain complex I assembly; biosynthetic process. Bases 624 to 1211 code for a protein of 195 amino acids. The record is from RefSeq and is a predicted model, not a curated record. NCBI's taxonomy places the organism in Eukaryota, Metazoa, Chordata, Chondrichthyes, Orectolobiformes, Rhincodontidae.
UCUCAGAAGACAAUAGGUCUGAUGAGGAUGCAGUUUUGGAGGCAAGUGAUUGAAAACAUUUACAGUGAUAAUCCUCCUCACCAACCCAUUGCCAUCGAAUUGUGGAAGAUACAUCUGACCAUCAUGCAAUUGGUACGGGUGACAACUACCUUUGUGAAGGUGAAGAAUCUCUUCACAUUGAGGAUACCCUUCAUCAUAACGUGAUACUACACGAUGCUACAUGGGAUAGAUAUCAAACAAAUCUAACAACUGAAAACCGGACAUGCACGAGGCACUGUCAACCAUCAGCAGAAGCAGAACUGUAUUCAGCACAAUCUGUAACCUCAUGGUUCUGUUCAUCUCUCACUCUGCCAUUGUUAUCAUCUGGUGGAAUCAAACAUUGUUCAGUGAAAAGUGCAGAGGGGAUACCAGGAGCAGCAAUAGGCACAACUAAAAAUGAAAUGUCAGCCUGGUAAAGCUACAAAAUAGGAUUAUUUGCAUGGCAAACAACAAAAGGGAGCAUGCAAUGGACAGCUAAGCAGCUCGCUACCAAUGCAUUAAAUCUAAACUCUACAGUCCUGCCGCAUCCAUUUGUGAAUGGUGAUGGAUAAUUAAACCACUAACUGGAGGAAGUAGUAUCAUAAAUGAUGGCAGUAAGAAAGCACAAGCUGACUAAGAGAUGGUUUCUGCGAAUUAUUGAGGAACGGGAAAGGAAUUUGAAUGAGAAAGCAUUUAGAAAUAUCCAGGAGCUGGAAUCUUACGCGGAAAACGCUCAGUCAUCAUUCAUCUAUCUCGUAUUAGAAGUUUUAGGUGUAAAGGAUAUCCAUGCGGAUCAUGCAGCCAGUCAUAUUGGAAAAGCUCAAGGAAUAGUGACGUGUCUACGUUCAACUCCUUAUCAUUGUAUGCGACGAAAGGUUUAUCUUCCACUGGACAUCUGUCUACUGCAUGGUGUGUCCCAAGAAGAUUUUAUUCGAGGAAACUGUGGAAAAAAUGUGAGGGAUGUCAUAUUCGAUGUAGCAAGUCAGGCGCAUGUUCAUCUUGAACACGCCCGAUCAUUCUGUAAAAAUGUUCCUUCAAAGGCCUACCCAGCAUUUUUGCAAACGGUUGUUCUCGAUGACUAUUUGGACAGAAUCCAUAAAGUCGAUUUCAAUGUGUUUCAUCCCAAUCUGCAGAAGAGAAAUACAAUGCUUCCUUUCUACUUGUAUAUACGUUCUUGGAGGAAAAUAUAUUAAUUCAAGCAAGGUUUCAGUAAUAAAGUUUAACCAUGGUAGUCAAUUUUAAAAAAAAAUGUAAAUAUUAUAUAAGACAGAUAUGAACAGUUUUCUGUCCUUUUUUAUCUUGCAUGAGCUGGGUUCAAAUUUAGAUUAGACUGACAGGAUGAAAGUCAAUUCUGUGUCUACUUGAUGGGUCUCACAAGAAAACAUUUGGGAUUGACAAUCGUUUUUAUUGUUCCUACAGUAAGGCUCACAGAAUAAAAUGGCUUACAAUUCAGCACUAAUCUGCAUAUUUGCUAUAGAAUGUGGUCUAAGAUUUUUGACUAAGAAAUGUUGAAAAUACUUAAUAUUUUGCCAGAGUUGCAUCUAAUCUGGGAGUACCUACUUUUGACAUUGGUGACAGAGGUAAAGGAACAUAUUCCACUCUUUUUGGUAUUAAUGUUCCAUUCUCCACCAGCGAUAGUUUUAAUAUCGAAGACAAAAACACGAUCCUUAAGAUGUAUUUUUUACUGUUCUGUUUAAAGCAAAUAAUGGUAACUUUAAAUAGCAUCUUUUUAAUGUAAUAUGGUAUUAUAAGGUGCUUCACAAGAGCGUCACAAAAUUUGACGAGUCACAAAUGCAAUAUUAGGGAGGAUGACCAAAAGCUUGGUGCAAGAACUAGAUUUUCAAGAAUACCUUAAAAGAUAAUUGGAGAGGUAUAAAGACAGAUUUUCAGAGCUUUGGAGCUUGACUGUUGAAAACACAGCCAGCGGUGGUUGAGUAAUUAAAAUUGGAGAUGCUCAAGAGGCCAGAAUUAGAGGCAUGCAGCUGUCUUGGGAGUCGGAUGUGUUGUAGAGUUGGUGAAAAUUUUAGAACUAACGUGGUGACAUGAUGGGAUUUGAAAACGAGAAUGUGAGCCUUAAUUUGUAAAUGUUGCUUGAUCUGGAGUUAAUAUAGGUCCGUAAGGACGAGGGCCAUGGUGGUCAAUUUAAAAAUUUGUAUGGUGAAUCGGAUGCACUGGGAGCUAGGGACACAAGCAGCAGAUUUUUUGAUUGCCUCAAGUGUACAAAAAUAGGACAUGGGAGGCUGACCUAGGGUAGGUUGGAAGAAUCAAGUCAAGAUGUAAAAAGGCAUGAUUGAGGGCUCCAGCAGCAAUUAAGAUGAGGUGGGGGACAGAGUUGAACAAUGUUGCAGGGGGAAAUCAGCAUUCUUGAUGAUGGCAGGGGAAUGUGAUUGGAAGCUCAUUUCUGGACUGAACAGGUGAAUAAUUGAAAUUUGUGAAUUAAUGUUAUUUGUUCAAACAACUGUAUUUAUUUUCCUGUCUUCCUUUUAAGUGAGUUCUUCCAGAAAUGUAAUGGAAUAGUUCCAAUUAAAAGUAGAUCCUAUGAAA